AUAAUUAACAAGGGUGGCCGUUUUCGUUUCCAUGUCAGCAGAGAAUUCGAGAAUAUACAAAAAAGCAGGUGCAUGUUUUAUCACUACCUUCUAGCUGCCAAUGCAUGGGUGGUUAAAAUGCCUCUCUCUUCGCUCUUCGUUGUUUCUUGCAUUUUCCUUCUCUCGAAUAAGGUUCAAUUGUCGCAGAGCGCAAGUGUCGAAAAAGAAUGUAAUGAUCCCCUUGGGCUGGCAUCAGAUCUGCCCGAUUCCAAGUUCAACUCGAGCUCUGAGCUUUCUCCAAGCACCAGGCCUCAUCACGGCAGGCUGCACAACGCGCAUGCGUGGUGUGCUGCGGCGAAUGACGCUGACCAGUAUCUGGAGAUAGACCUGGGACUCGUGCGCAUGAUCAAGUCCAUCGCAGUUCAAGGAAACCCUACCGCUGACCAGUUUGUGACGUCAUUCGCCUUGGAGUCAUCUGUUGUGGCGGGAUCUUGGCUAACGUAUGUGGAGACGGGGGCACGUCGAAUUUUCCAGGGUAAUAGUGAUGGUGGUCGCAUUGUGAAGCACUCUCUUCUUCACGUGGUCGCCGCUUCCCGCAUCCGCGUUAGGCCUGUAACGUGGUACGGUCAUGUGUGCCUUCGUGUUGAGCUGUAUGGCUGUGACGCAGAUUCUCUUGUCCCCCUGGGAAUGAACAGCGGAGAGAUCCCUUCCUGGGCCAUAACUGCUUCAUCAUCGUUUGAUGGUCACCCGCCGACCUACGGGAGAUUAUACCUGUCUAUAGCUGAUGGCAGCACGUGCUGGGCCAGCGCAAAUGGAGACACGGCUCCCUUUUUUCAAGUGAAUCUUGGUCGACCGCGUUAUGUAACGGCCAUUGCGACGCAAAGACGCUAUGGGUGGAGUCAGCGCGUCACUGCGUACAAUGUCAAGUAUGGAGAUUGUGUCACUUGGAAGACUAUUGCAGAAGACAGCGGACAAGCCAAGGUUUUCCCCGGGAAUACAUUAGAUAACUAGGAUGUCGUUCGGAAUGUGCUGCCUCAAGUUUUU
Molecule: messenger RNA, 1023 nt
Organism: Nematostella vectensis (starlet sea anemone)
Lineage: Eukaryota; Metazoa; Cnidaria; Anthozoa; Actiniaria; Edwardsiidae
Product: neuropilin-2-like
Exons: 6
Coding region: 73-990 (305 amino acids)
Source: RefSeq, a predicted model, not a curated record